CUCGUUUCUUAGGAGCUCAGCAGUUGAUGGACUGUUAUCCCAAGAGCAGUGACAAGAAAUCAUUAAAGAAGUGGUUUUUUAUUGACAAACGUGUUGGGUGAAGUGGAAAUCUGAUAGAUAUCAGUUCGAUUGGUGCUCAAUUCUCCUUAAUUUUGUUACAUUGUUGCUGCACUGUAAACUGGUUUACAAACCUGGAUCCCAUGGACUUGAAGUCAAAUCAUAAUCCUGUUCUCACGGAUACUGCACACAUAACAAAGUCAAGACUGGGUGUGCAUUCUAGUUUGUUGCCUUACUCCCAUCCUGGGGCAACCUUUCCACAUGGUUUGUUGUUGAAUAUCCCAAGGAGGAAGACAGGAAUUCUUGAAGAUGUCCGUUCUAGUGGUUGGUUGGAUGCCAUGAAAUCAUCUUCGCCUCCACCCAAGAAGAUAGCAAAGGAUGUUUGUCAUGGGUUUGCAUCACCUGAAGCUGAUACUGCUAGUGCUUAUUUUAACUGGCUGCUAAAAUAUCCAUCAGCUCUAAUGUCUUUUGAGCAAAUCAUGAACUAUGCUAAAGGCAAGAAAAUCGCAUUGUUUUUGGAUUAUGAUGGAACUCUUUCACCAAUUGUGGAUAAUCCUGACUGUGCUUUCAUGUCUGACAAUAUGCGUGCUGCUGUUAAAAAGGUGGCAGAAUAUUUUCCAACAGCAAUAAUUAGUGGAAGAAGUCGCGACAAGGUAUCUGAAUUUGUAGGACUAACAGAACUCUAUUAUGCUGGUAGUCAUGGGAUGGACAUCAUUGGCCCUGUUAGACAAUCUGUAUCUGAUAACCACCCAAAUUCAAUCAUUAGGCAUACAGACAAGCAGGGUAAGGAAGUUAAUUUAUUCCAACCUGCUGCUGAGUUCCUUCCCAUGAUUGAUGAGGUAUUGAAGUGUCUCGUUGAGAUUACGAAAGACAUUAAAGGAGCAAAAGUUGAGAACAAUAAAUUUUGUGUAUCUGUACAUUACCGCAAUGUAGAUGAGAAGAGUUGGGAUAUGGUGGGGCAAUGUGUUCAUGAUGUUCUGAAGGGCUAUCCACGUUUGCGAUUAACUCAUGGGCGCAAGGUUUUAGAGGUCCGACCCGUGAUUAACUGGGAUAAGGGAAAAGCUGUCACAUUUUUACUUGAGUCCCUUGGACUUAGCAAUAGUGAUGAUGUGCUUCCUAUUUAUAUUGGAGAUGAUCGGACAGAUGAAGAUGCAUUUAAGGUUUUGAGAGAGGGAAAUAAAGGUUAUGGGAUCUUAGUGUCUUCAGCACCAAAGGAAAGCAACGCAAUUUACUCUCUUCGGGACCCAUCGGAGGUCUUGGAAUUUCUCAAGUCACUUGUGAUGUGGAAGUCAAGCCCCAUAAAGAGUCUUAUAUAGUGUAUAGAGGAGUAGAUACUCGGCUAUACUAUAUAAUAAUAAAAACAAACUUUCCAAGAGUUUUCCUGGAGCAGAUUUACGCACAGAAGACCUAUCUAGUGGUUUUUGCUCAAAGGUCCUGUCGUAACUGUAAAUUCGUGGCUCAUAAUUAUAUAUGUCUUAAAAGAAUUAAAGAAAGUCUAUAGAGUUUUUUUUUUUUUUUU
Messenger RNA from Gastrolobium bilobum, 1576 nucleotides. Its product is annotated as trehalose-phosphate phosphatase A-like. NCBI's taxonomy places the organism in Eukaryota, Viridiplantae, Streptophyta, Magnoliopsida, Fabales, Fabaceae. The coding region runs from base 201 to 1373 and encodes 390 amino acids. The record is from RefSeq and is a predicted model, not a curated record. The transcript has 12 exons. Gene Ontology annotation, molecular function: trehalose-phosphatase activity. Gene Ontology annotation, biological process: trehalose biosynthetic process.